AACCGACCGACGUGGGUCGGAGAAGGGACGGGACCAGCCGGAGCAGUAGCAGUCUACGUCGCACACUGCACCAGCCACACCCAAAGAGCUAAAAAAUGAGUUGGUCUUGGACGGGGAAUCGAAAACAAAAUACCUUCUCUUUCUGUCGAGGAAAAUACGUUCUCAACGUGAAGACAGCUCAACUGCCAAGAUGGUCAAUGUACCUAAAACUCGAAGGACUUUCUGUAAGAAAUGUGGCAAGCAUCAGCCUCACAAAGUGACCCAGUAUAAGAAGGGCAAGGAUUCCCUGUAUGCUCAAGGGAAGAGGCGCUACGACCGGAAGCAGAGUGGCUAUGGUGGGCAGACAAAGCCAAUUUUCCGGAAGAAGGCUAAAACCACAAAGAAGAUUGUCCUAAGGCUUGAGUGUGUUGAACCGAACUGCAGAUCCAAGAGGAUGCUGGCCAUUAAAAGAUGCAAACAUUUUGAACUGGGGGGAGAUAAGAAGAGAAAGGGCCAGGUGAUCCAGUUCUAAACUUUGAGAUUGCUUUGUUCUCUUAAUUUUGAGCAGAAAAUGCUGAAGAUACAGAAAAUUUACCUGUAGAAAAAUAAAUGGUGAUAUUCUUAAUCAAA
Tupaia belangeri chinensis (Chinese tree shrew) is the source of this 609-nucleotide messenger RNA. It is a transcript of the gene RPL36AL, whose product is annotated as ribosomal protein L36a like. Gene Ontology annotation, biological process: translation. The record is from RefSeq and is a predicted model, not a curated record. Gene Ontology annotation, molecular function: structural constituent of ribosome. The transcript is spliced from 2 exons. Gene Ontology annotation, cellular component: ribosome. Lineage: Eukaryota; Metazoa; Chordata; Mammalia; Scandentia; Tupaiidae. Bases 191 to 511 code for a protein of 106 amino acids.